Messenger RNA from Histoplasma mississippiense, 1521 nucleotides. RefSeq lists its product with no specific name. The record is from RefSeq and is a predicted model, not a curated record. The transcript is spliced from 2 exons. Gene Ontology annotation, cellular component: nucleus. Gene Ontology annotation, molecular function: RNA polymerase II cis-regulatory region sequence-specific DNA binding; DNA-binding transcription activator activity, RNA polymerase II-specific. Bases 1 to 1521 code for a protein of 506 amino acids. Gene Ontology annotation, biological process: regulation of transcription by RNA polymerase II. Lineage: Eukaryota; Fungi; Ascomycota; Eurotiomycetes; Onygenales; Ajellomycetaceae.
AUGCAGUCUGCCAUCGGCAUGGAUUCAUGUCGCCAUUCUUUCGCUCCCCAGGCAGGAAACAGCGUCGACGCAUAUGUUCCGAGUUUCGUAAACCGAGACCCAAGAUAUGACCCGCUACAUGUCGAGAAUUCUCCUAUUAAUGGGGUAAAUGCGAAUAACCACAUUGGUCUGCUCCCUCACGAUAUCAGCUUAUCGACCCCUGGUGACAACCGAACGAACCUGGGGAGUGAAAACUUUCGGUUCAAUGUCACUCUCAAGGCAGCCACAGCAAUGGUAAAAGACCCCGAUGAGAUACCCAUUACGUAUCUUAACAAAGGCCAAGCCUACACGAUGUCAGUUCUGGAUACAGCACCAAUGACAUCAGGCGCACAGCCUUUGAAAUAUCGCACUUUUAUCCGUAUUUCUUUUGAGAAUGAUGGACAACACUCAAAGUCAGCCAGUUGCUGGCAGUUAUGGAAGGAGGGCCGUGGCUCCAUCGAAGCCCAUCACCGGGAUGGAAAGCUUUUGGUGGUAGAACUCGUGGACCCCAACCAAGGCGGAGAUGAUAUAAUACCAUCUCAAGUUCAUCUGGAAACUUCUAAUUUCGACGGUUUCUCUGUUAUUUGGUCCUCGAACCCUGCCAAUGAAAAUCCAUGCUGCUCGAUAUCAGUUCGCUUCAAUUUCCUCUCCACCGAUUUUAGCCAUUACAAAGGUGUCAAGGGAAUUCCUGUUCGCCUAUGCGCCAAAACAGAGGUUAUAUCUACUAGCCAUGGAGAUCCACCUCUUGAAGACCGGCCCGAAGUAUGCUAUUGCAAGAUCAAGUUGUUUCGACAUCAUGGCGCCGAGCGAAAGCUUUCCAACGAUGUUGCACAUGUCAAGAAGCGUAUUGACAAGGUGAAACAGCAAAUCAGCCAAGCUGAACUCAGGUCUGGCUUUGACAAGAGAAAAAGAAGCGGCUCGUUUGUCAAAGGAAAGAUCACAAAGCAUAAAAGAGUGAGGUCUAGUGAAUCGAGCAAUGAUUCAGGGAAAUCAACUCUAGAAGGGGGCCUUCAAAACAAGCUGCGCACAUUUAAGGACAUGUUUUCAUCUACUCACUCUUUCAGUGCUCUCAAUUUGAAGGGUGAUGCCUAUGAUGACCCAGACCUCUUCCCAGUCCACCUGGGAAUUACCGACGAGGGAUUCUCGCACACGAUUGGGUGGGAUGCGACGCAAUGCAUGAAGGCGGCUGCUCCAGCCGCAUCCUCUCAGCAUGUCUUAUCACCCGCAACUGGCAACCGCUCGCUCAGCUCCUCUUAUAACUCCUUUGACCGUCACGACUCGAUGGAUUGGUCCAGCAUUUCCCAACAGGAUUCCGGUAGCCUAGAGCAUAUUAGGAACGGUCGGUUCUUAAGCCCGCCUGGCAAAGCCUCCCAUUUUAUCACAACCAUGGAGGACAUCAAAGGCGGGGUGGAACACCUUGAGGGGAUUAAAAAGGUUCUUGACGAAUUCCCUGUUGAAAAUCCUCAAUCCGCCAUCUUCUCUCAAACGCUUGAAAUUCUUUAG